Daphnia magna is the source of this 13082-nucleotide messenger RNA. RefSeq names its product muscle M-line assembly protein unc-89. Gene Ontology annotation, molecular function: ATP binding; protein kinase activity; protein binding. Gene Ontology annotation, biological process: protein phosphorylation. The coding region runs from base 141 to 12095 and encodes 3984 amino acids. The transcript is spliced from 33 exons. The record is from RefSeq and is a predicted model, not a curated record. Lineage: Eukaryota; Metazoa; Arthropoda; Branchiopoda; Diplostraca; Daphniidae.
CCGAUUUGACGGAAGAGGAGGCCCAGCAGAUUGUCGAACUCUUUGCCGAGGAAUUGUCCGAAAGGAUUUCGUACCGCAACACGACCGAGUUGCCUCCGUUGCGAUUUACGCGCGAGACGGCCACGUCCGGCUCGCUGCUGAUGGAGGCUGUCGUCAUCGACGUGCCGAUGGAAAUCAACGGGUCGGCUGACUUCUCUUUGGAGAGGACUCUGAGCGAAGUGUCGUUCGAAGAAGCGCCAACAGAGGCCGACAUUGAAGAACUCUCGGCCAUGGAAGCGUUGAUCAUCGAGGAGGCGGACCAGCGCAACGAUCCGUACUUCCUGGACGACUUGACCAUCCCCGACCUGCCCUACGAGGUUAACGACGUUCGCCGAUCCAUCACGGGCCUGCAAGAAGCGUUGCUCGUCCAGGAAACGUGUCUGUCGGACAGAGAGCGGCCGCUUCAUCUGGAAUCGCACAGCGGAGGCGCCACCCCGAUCGUCAUGUCUCCACGUCGAUUGAGCGUCGAACACGAGCAACUCAGAGUUCUCGACGAUUAUCAAAUCAUCUCUGCCGAUGGCAUCCAAUCGCCUGUCGAUGCCGACUAUUAUUCGCCGCUGGAAUACUCGGACAGCUGCAGCGUUUUGCUCACCUCGCCCAAAACGGAUUCUCCCGCGCAAGAAGCGCUUUGCGUGGCGACGCCCACCGUCCAGCAGCAGCCAGCUGUUGUCGACCAACCUGUCGUAAUGGCAACGCCGCUUUCUGAUUUUGCCGCCACGGUGCCGGCGGAUGUACCGCAAUCUGCCGCCAAGGGCAGAAUUGAGAGUUUGAUCGUGUCCAAUAAAAGCUCGUUGGACAUUAGGGAAUCGGCCGACGAGACGGAAACGUCAGCCGACGAGAAUUCGCAACGACGGGCGAGCGUCGUCGAAGCGCCACCAUGCGCAUCGCUGGAGAGAGAAAUGCAGACGGCGUCCAACGAACUGGAACAGGCGGAAGAAGCCGGAGCAAUACCGUUGAUUGAGACUGGCCAAUCCAACAGCGUCCUUGUUGAAUCGGCACUGUCAGCUGUCCAUCUGGAGUCUGAUCAAACUUCCGGUGCGGAUGGGGUGGAAUCUGGUGCAGAAGGGGAUCCGUCUGCGCUGAUGCCUAGCGAUGGAAGAAUUCAGGUCACAGAGCAGCAGGGAGAUGCGACAUGUGUAGAGGAAUGCUGGAACGAGGCCAGCCGUCUGGCAGCAGCCGUGGACACUGUAAUGGAUGAGGCAUCCGUAGAAGAUCAUGGAGUUGAAUUGGAACAAUAUCCAUCCACGUCAUCUGCUAGCGAUGCUGGCCGCUUGCUGGGCUCUGGCCAAGAAGACGACACGAAGGGGCAGAGCUUCGACACGGUCCGAGAUGAACAAGAGAUUCUCUCUUCCGCAGAUGCGGCUCAUCCUAGUCCAGCAAUUGGGGAGGCUGCCCAUCAAGGUAGCCAUUCGAAUGUUCGAGUAACAGAUGCAACGACAGGAUCAAAGGUGGAGCAAACGUCGGCUGCAUCAUCGCCAAUUAUUGCAGAACAAUGCGGCGACGUGCCGCUGCAUUUCCAAGAAGUCGAUGAUUGUGCAACAAAGGAGGUCGGCGCUGCUGCGGAGCUUCUUGGAAACGUGACGAUCGACACGCCAAUCGCAAUUACGAAGAGCGAAGAGUCAUGCGCUACACGCCAAUUCCAAGUGAAGUCUGACGAUGAGCCUGUAAUUCGAGAAGAAUCAGCAGCCGCAGAAGAGAAAGAACUGGAAAUUGAGACGGAGACCGGCAAGGCUGAAGAAGAGGCCGCCCUUGUUGGAUUAAUGCAGAAAGAAAUUGAAGAAGAGGUAGGCCUUCAAAAGGACGCUGGAGAUGAAAAUCGAAUCGAGAAAGACGUUGGUGGACCGCAGGUGCUUGCGGAUGAAUCUAAAGAAGCAAAUUAUAUUGAGAAUGAGACUGACGUGAAACUCCAACAAGUGGCGAGCAAGAAAGAGAUUAUGCAGGAAGCUGGAGAGCAAAAGGAUGAAGAGAAAAUUAAAUCAGUAGAGCCGGAAGAGAUUUCGAAACUUGGUGACGAGCAACGCCAAAUACAAGAAGAAUCAAAUCAGUCAGAGUCUGGUGAUAAAGAUGUCGAGGCCCAUACUGAUGAUGUUGAAAUUAGAGCGCCACAAAAGGAGGCCAAAGAGGAUGAGCAAUUCAGGAAGGAAGCUGAGAGGCGAGAACCGUCCUCACUACUAGCCGAAGAAAAGGAGCACGUCAACAAAGAGGUCGAAAGGCAAGACGAGCCGAUAAAAGACGAAGAGAAGCAGACCGUUUUGAAUGUUGAGGACAUUCAGGAGACAAUGGACGCACGUGAACGUCUCAAUGAUGCAGCCGAAAAGGAAGCGCAGGUGAAGGAGCUCGUCGUUAAAGAAGCCGAGGCAAAAGAAAGAAUAAUGAAGGACAUUGAGGAAACUGAGCGCAUGCGCAAAGAAGCCGAUGAAAAAGAGAUGCUGCAAAGGCAAGCCGAAGAAGAAGAGCGUCUCUUAAAAGAGAUGGAAGAAAAGGAGCGUCUUCUUAAAGAAGCGGAAGAAAAGGAGCGUCUUCUUAAAGAAGCGGAAGAAAAAGAGCGGCUCAUCGAAGAGGCUAAAGAAGCUGCUGAACAAGAACGACUCCUGAAAGAAGCCGACGAAAGGGAGUGCGCUAAGAGAGAAGCUGAAGAACGAGAGCUUCGAGCUAAAGAGGCUGAAGAACAAGAGCGUCUUCUUAGAGACGCGGAAGAGAAAGAAUGUCGUUUGAAAGAAGCUGAAGAGCGAGAACGUCUCGUGAAAGAAGCCGAAGAAAGCGAGCGUCUUCGCAAAGAAGCCGAAGAAACCGAGCGUCUUCGUCUUGAAGCUGAAGAAAUUGAAAGACUUCACAAAGAAGCUGAAGAAAACGAGCGUCUUCGUCUUGAAGCUGAAGAAAUUGAACGACUUCACAAAGAAGCUGAAGAAAACGAGCGUCUCCGCAAAGAAGCCGAAGAAACCGAGCGUCUUCGGAAAGAAGCUGAAGAAAACGAGCGCCUUCGUAAAGAAGCUGAAGAAAACGAGCGCCUUCAGAAGGAAAUUGAGGAGAAAGAACGUCUCGUGAAAGAAGCCGAAGAAACCGAGCGCGUCAAGAAAGAGGCUGAAGAAAAAGAGCGACACAAGAAGGAAAUUGAAGAGAAAGAACGCCUUGCGAAGGAAAAGGAGAGAGAAGAGCGUCUGCGUCGCGAACAAGAGGAGGAGGAGCGUCUGCGGCGCGAAGAGGAGGAGCAGCUUCGCUUGAUGAAGGAGGAGAGGGAGCGCGCCCGCAAACAGAAGGAGGAAGAAGAAGAGCGGAUGCUGAGGGAGAUCGAAGAGCGCGCUCAGAAGAAGAAGGAAGAGAACGAACGCCUUCGCAAAGAGAAGGAAGAAGAGGAGCGUCGCAAGAAGGAGGAAGAAAGGCUGCGUCGCGAGGACGAGGAGAGGAAGCGUGCGGAAGCGGCCGAGAAGUUGAGGCGAGAGGCGGAAGAGAAGAUGAGGGAGAAAGAGGAGAAGCGCACGAAGCAGGAAGAAGAGAGGAAGAAGCGCGACGAGGAAGACAAGCGAAUGAAGGAGGAAUUGAGGAAGCAAAAGGAGGAGGAAGCCAAACAGAUGCUGCAAGAGCAGGAAGCAGCGCGGAUCAAGCGCGCCGAAGAACAAAAGAUGGCGGCGACGCGAGAGGAGGAAACUGCCGACCGAUGCGUGGGAAAUACCGAAGCAAUCCAGCAGGCCGUCGUUAGCCCGGAACCAACAGCAAACGAAGCCGGCCUCGACCAAUCAAAGCAAGAUGAAAGGUCGGACGCCCUGGAUGAAAAGUCGGCGGAAGUGAAAUUGAGAGAACGACGACGCGAUGAAGAUUGCGAGAGGGAAGCGGCUUUGGUGCGGAAGCAAGACGACAGCCAACGGAAAGAACCGGAGGCGAAAACGGAAGAAGAAGAGCCGAAAGUGGACGAUGAAAUGAUGCGACAGAAAGUGAGAGAAGAAAAGAAAUUGAAAUUGAAAGAGAAAGAGCGAAGCGAAGCGGAAGCAAAGGUCGUGAUGGAGCAACAAGAGCGGAAGAAGGCGGAGCAAGAGAAACUGGAGGAGCAGCGACAGGAAAAGGAGCGCCAAGCGGCGGCUGAGGCGGAGAAGCGAAACGAAGAAGAAAAGCAGCGCAGGGAGGCGGAAGAGAAGAGGAAGAAGGAGCAAGAAGAGAAGGAGCGCAAGGAAGCGGAGCAGAAGAAACUGAAGGAGCUUCGAGAAGCCGAAGAAAUUCAAUUGAAAGAGCAGCGGCAGAAGGAAGCCGAAGAAAAGAGACUGAAAGAUCAAGCGGAAAAGGAACGCAAAGAGCGAGAGGAGAAGGAAUUGAAGGAAUUGAAGGAAAAGCAGGAAGCGGAACAGAGAAAAUUGAAGGAGCUUCAAGAGGCGGAAGAAAAGAAAUUGAAGGAGGAAGCGGAAAAGGAGCGCAGAGAGAGGGAAGACAAGGAAUCGAAGGAAAAGGAGCGCAAAGAGGCCGAGGCGAAGAAAUUGCAGGAAGAAAAGGAGCGCAAAGAGGCGGAAGCGAGGGAGAAGAAGCAACAGGAAAAGAAGCUCAAGGAGGCUGAAGAAUUGAAGAAAAAGGAGCGCCAAGAAGCCGAGGAAAAGAAACUGAAGGAACAAAAAGAGAAGGAGCGUCAGGAGGCCGAAGAGAAGAAAUUAAAGGAACGAAAAGACAAGGAACGCAAAGAGGCCGAAGAGAAGGAAUUGAAAGAACAAGAAGAAAAGAAGCUGAAGAAAGAGCGGGAAAGAGAACGCCAAGAGGCCCAAGAACUCCAAUUGAAGGAGCAACAGGAGAAGGAGGAGCGUAAAGAGCGAAAGAAGAAGGACAAAUUGGAGAAAGAACGCAAGGAUAUGGAGCAGAAGCAAACGAAGGAGCAGCAAGAGCUGACGAAAAAGGCCGACGAGGACGAGCGCAUGAAAUCCAGCCUCAAAACUGGCGAGAGAAAGGAGCCACGCGUCAAAGCGGAAGAGGAACGGCCCGAACGCGAGGCGGGACGACAUGUCGAUGACGCACGUAAUCGAUCGGAUGACGUAUCACCCAACAAGGAGCGUCGAAGGAGGCCCAUCACAAAUUCAGAUGAGCAGCAGCAGCAGCCAACGCUUGAAAGUUGUUGCGAUAACUCAACGAGGACGACGCGUCCGAGGGCUCGACCUGCCGAUGAAUCUCAAUUUGAUGCCGCUGCUGUUGGUUCGGCAACAACUCGACGUCGGCCCGCCGUGCCAACUGUUUUCGGAGAAGCAGCUUGCGAUUCGAUGAACCCGUCAUGGCAGCAGCCCGGUAUCGAUGGCUCGUCGCAGACGCACAACAGGCAUCUUCAGCUUUCCACCGAUUUCGAUUUGCAUCCGGCUACGAGGCUGAGCAGGGAAGACGUGCGUCACGGAAUUCGGGCCCGUUCGGCAGGUGUCGCGUCCCACUCGAUGCUAAACAGAUCCGCGUAUCGUGCCGAGUCUCAUUCUACUCAGCCGGAAUGGGAUAGUUCCACCCAAACAAACGAAGAUGGAAGAAGAGAUCCAACCAAGAAACCGAAAUUCAGCUCUAAAUUGCGAGACAUGGAAGUAGCCAAGGGCUGCCAAAUCAAAUUGACGUGCAGUUUGCUCUGCAAUCCCGAGCCGGAAAUCGAAUGGUUCCGCAAUGGCUUGCCCAUACUCAAGUGCGAAGAUCGUCAUAGAUACGCGACCAGCUGGAACCCGAUCGGCAUCGCCAGUUUAGAAGUGCGCGAUUUGACCCGCUCCGACACGGGCGAGUACAUGUGCGUGGCGCGCAAUCAGCACGGACAGGCCAGCACGUCGGCCGAUGUUCGGGUCAGGGGCGAUUACGAACCGAAAACCAGUUCGCCAUCUUUUACGUCGUCCAUCCGAGACGUGUACCAUGAGGCGAGUGACGAACUGGUCCUCGAAUGUGCUGUCGACGGGUUCCCGACUCCCAAAAUCACGUGGAUGAAGGACGGCAUCAAAUUGCAUUUGAGCAGCCGUUACAAGCACAGCCUGGACAUGGACGGGCGUUGUCGUCUCGUUGUCCAUUCGCCAUGUGUCGGCGAUUCGGGCCACUACACCUGCGUCGCUCAGAACGCUUCGAGAAAGGAUGAGAUUUCCAGUUUUGUCGUAGUUCCAGAACACGUUUGGAACAGUAACGAGAAAAGGAUGAAGACGGCCCCGAGUCACGCUGGAUAUUCUGGCAGUGCCGAAUUUUACCGCCGUCAAGCAGAGCGUGAUAAGAUUGCAUCUUCGGCAGAUGGGCACAGUUUCGACGCGGGCCGUUACGAUGCCAUGGCUGUUCCAGAUGACUCGGCCCAUUUCGUCUUGUUGCCCGAAAGCACGCUGACCGUCGGUAGGGAUCGCGAUCUUGUGAUUCAAUGUCGCGUCCGAGGACAUCCGCGACCUAAAGUGACGUGGUUGAAGGGCAUCCGAGACGUGGCCGAAUCUGGACGGUCAUGCGUCGAGAUGGACGGCGACUUGUACCGUUUCGUCCUGAAGAAAGCCAAUUACGGCGAUGGUGGGACGUACAUCGUCAAAGCCAGCAACUGCCACGGCACCCAGAAAGCCUAUUGCACCGUCCGCGUCAAGGAAGCGACCAAUUCUUCCGAGUGGGACUUCAAGGACGCGGAAACGAGCCUCAACGAUCUGUCCGAACGUCGAGUCAGGCGAUUCAACAAAGAUGUGCCAGGUCCGGUUGCUGCACCUCCGAUGGCAACUGUCAGCGGUAAAAAUGUCGUGUCGCUUAGCUGGCCCAAACCGAAUUACACGGGCGGGGCACCUAUUUUAGCUUACAAAGUGGAAGCUUGGCUCCUUGGCGAAGGAGCCAUAUGGAUAGAGGUAGCCAUGACUUGUAUUACCAGCACGGACGUGUACAACUUAAAGCCGGAACGGGAGUACUUGUUCCGCAUCACGCCGCGCAACAAGUACGGAUGGGGUGAAUCGCUGGUCUCGUCGACGCCCAUCCAAACGGUGAGCCGCACCGGUUUGCCCCACUUCCAUCGCCAACUGCAUCCGCAGAUCAAGGCGCUCGAACACACGGACGUUGAACUGCUGACGGAGGUGUCGGGCCAGCUGACGCCUCUGGUCGAAUGGUACCGCGACGGCAGCAAGUUGGACGGCGUCAAGCAGCCGCGCUACGAGCUGCGCUCCAUCGGCUCGGAUUGCCGCCACGCGUUGACCAUUCACGACGUCCAAAUGGAGACGGACGACGACAGCAAGUUCACGUGCGAGGCCGUCAAUCCGGCAGGAAGAGUCGCCACAUUCAGCCGUGUCCUCGUCGUGACGGACCAGCGUGUAGCCGAAGCCGACGCCCUUUUCAGACAGCAGCUGGAUGGUCUCAGUGGCAAUGACAGGAUGGCGAUGGCGCCGCAAUUCACGAUGAGGCCUCGCGACCGUCGCGUUCAGCUGACCUUUCCCGUCCGACUGACCUGCCAAUUGAUUGGCUGUCCCAAGCCGGACGUCACCUGGUAUCACAACGACAGCGCCAUCAUCAUCGGCGACGACGAGCGUCACAGUUACAGCGUGGACGGCAAUUUCCACACGUUGGAGAUUGCGGCGACCAAAUUCGACGACGCUGGCAUCUACAGCGUCCAAGGCCGUAAUUGCUCGGGCGCGGUGGGUUGCCAGUGCUGCCUCGUAGUGGACGGUGGCAUUCGGGCGUACGUCAUGCCCUUUUUCACGCACGAGCUGGAGGAUCGCACCGUGUCGGAGGGCGGCACCUUCUCGUUGAUCGCCCGCGUCGAAGCCUAUCCGGCCGUCGGGGUUCUCUGGCAUCGGGACGGGAUACGCCUACGUCCUUGCCGUCAGUACGACAUGCGACUGGAAUCUGACGGCACGGUGGCGUUGGUCGUGUCGGGCGUGUUGGCCCGGCGCCACGCUGGCGUCUACACGUGCACCGUCACCAACGAAAUGGGCCAAGUCUCGUCCAACGCUCGCGUCACCAUCAGACAACGGCCAUUAGCGAUUCCAUCAUCAUCAUUGGACGCCAUCAGCUCCGAUCACGACAACAUCGGGGAGACGUCAGUGGCGCCGCGUUUCGUCCAAAAACCGACUGAAUUUGUUGAAGGCGAUGCGUUGGUCGUCGUCUGCGAGGUGCUGGGCGAUCCUAAACCCGAGGUCAUCUGGCUGCGUGACUGGCUAAAUCCGCCAGGUUGCCAGCACGCUGACCGUUUCGUGAGCGAGGCGGACGCACCUGUUUACAAGCUGACCGUCCCCUGCGUCCAGUUGGACUUUUCGGCAACCUAUUCGGUCGUUGCGCGCAACCUUCACGGAGAAGCCAAAGCCGCCAUUUCGCUGCAAGUCUACGUCCACGGAGGACAAGGACGUCAAGGUUCUUCUGAAAGUGUUGGAUCUUCUGCAUCGGUGGGACGCUCGACGACAUUCAGUCGCGUCCUUGCGGCGCCAACCGUCGUCCAGCCAUUGAGACACUUGCGCUGUUGCGACGGCGAUACCGUCACGUUCGAAUGUCGCUUCAACGGCCAGCCUGAAACAGCCGGUUCGAUUCAAAUCCACUGGCUCCGAGGCGGCAAACUCCUGCGAUUGUGCAAAGAUUUCUCGGCCGAGUUGAAGGCUGAGGAAGGCGUGGUAAGGCUGUCCAUCCGGCGCGUCUACCCGGAAGACGAAGGCGAGUACACGUGCGUGGCCUACAACGAACUGGGCAGCGAUUCGACAUCGGCCUGCCUCAUCGUCGAUGUGGCUGAUGAUAAAGAGAACGACCUGAUGGUUCAGUUGGAUUCGAGACCGGCCGGCACUGUGUCGGCACGCGCCACGCCCAGAACGACCCCUUCGCGCACGAUCCGUUCCGUCUCGCCAAUCAAUUCCAAAGCAGCGACUCAACAACAACAACAACAACAGCAGCAGAAGAGCCGAGUGCGCAAAGUGCCGCCCAAAUUCUAUUCGGUACCGCACAACAAAAUCGCCGAGACGGGCGAAACGGUUCGAUUCCAGUGCAACGUCGGUGGCAAUCCGUCGCCUCGGGUCACGUGGGAUCGCGACAACAUCGCCAUCAAACCCGAAACGAUCGCUCCGGCCGGACGCGUCAGCAUCGAAGAGCGAGAUGACGUCCGCGUCCUCGAGAUCCGCAACGUGACUAGCGAGGAUGCCGGAUUGUACAGGAUCACGGUGGAGAACGAACUAGGCCGGAUCCAGGCCAACGCCCGACUGGACAUCCUUAGCCGAUCGAGCGGCAGUCGUUCCAGCGGAUUCAUCCGCUCCGGAUCAGCCGCGUCGGCCGGUAGAGGCGCUUACUAUUCGCCGCUGAGCGGAUCGAGCGCGUCCCGAUUGGCUGGCAGGGCUCUGGGCAUGUCGAGCGCCAGUUACCUGCGCGGAUCAUCCACUCCGCGCUCUGGCGGCGGACGAUAUCACGCCACGUCGGACAUGGACGGAUCGAGUGGCGAUUGUGUGGCUGCAAAGAGCAAGGCGUCCAAUCAUCAGCCCGUUUCGUUCGUUCAACAAUUGCCCAGUCGGAUGCGAGUGAACGAAGGCGAUGCCGUCGAAUUGCAAGUCGUCAUUACAGGUACGCCGCCAUUGAAGGUCGUCUGGGUGCAGAACGACGCCAUUCUAGCCGACUGUCCGGAAUUCCGCCACUUGGAUUACGGCGACGGUCGUUAUGCUCUUCGUUUGAGCGACGCCUUCACUCACGACAGCGGCGUUUACUUUUGCGAAGCUUACAAUCGCCACGGCGAGGCCGAGUCUUGGUGUCGGCUCAUCGUCAGCGAUCCCACAGACAAACUGUUCACCGAGACGUCGGCAGAGGCGUCGACGACCUUGGCCUACUCGAGCGCCAACACGGCCUCCGUUCGAACGCAAAACGAUGAAGAAGAAGAAGAAGAUAAUAAUCAAAUGGUGAACGCCAUCGACGACCGAGUGGCCGACUAUCGUGACGACGAGGACGUUUUCAGAUGCAGCAAAGAAGAUUUGACGUACGAGUCGGACAACAAGUUGAACGACGAACUGGACAAUCCGUUCCAAGUGGCGGCGCAAAUCGUCAAGGGGCCGGUCAGCGUCUCGACGCUCGUCGGCUCCACCGUUUUAUUGGAGGCGCUGAUUAUCGGACGGCCAGAGCCCACCGUUCGCUGGCUCAAAGGGGGCAAAGAACUUGCGGAGAGCGAGCGCGUCGAAAUGAGGCAAGCCGAUGGAAUGGCGUCGCUCAGUUUGCACCGCAUCACGGCCGAUGACAGUGGCAAGUACAUCGUCAUGGCUGAGAACACAUUCGGCAUGGACUGUCACUACGCUUCGUUGGCAGUUGAAGGACCGCCAGAUCCUGGUGGCAAGCCGACAAUCUGCGAAGUGAAAGCCGACAGUUUGACGCUGACGUGGUACGGCUCCGUCUACGAUGGCGGCUCAGUCAUCACCGGCUACCUGGUUGAAAUCUGCGAAACGGGCCAGUCAUGGACGGUCCUCACCUCAGAGUGCAACUCGACCUCGUACGUGAUUCACGGACUGGCGCCUCUGCGCACCUACCAGUUUCGCGUGAGAGCCAAAAACAUUCACGGCUGCAGCGAGCCGAGCAGCCCGUCUGACCCGCUCUUCUUGCAGCCGCCGUCGGUCGUUGAGAAACGAGACAAGGCCGUCGUCAACAUCGAGCGCGAAGAGAAAGACCAUCAGACAAUGGUCGGCCAAGCAGACGACGACCAAGUCGAUUACGACCGAGACGAUGACGACGAGUCUCACGCUCCCCAAUUCGAACACUGUCACGUCACGGUGCAACCGGGUGAGCCCCACUUUCAGGAAAAGUACUCGGUUCACGAAGAGUUGGGCAAAGGCCGUUUUGGCGUCGUUUACCGACUGGUCGAUCGGGCCAGCGGCGCUCUCAGGGCAGCCAAAUACGUGAGGUGCAUUAAGGCGGCCGACCGCGAGAAAGUCUACCAAGAGGUGGCCGUCAUGAACAAAUUGCAACAUCCCAAAUUGCUGCAACUGGCGGCUGCCUACGACUGUCCCAAAGAGAUCGUCCUCGUCACCGAAUACAUUUCCGGCGGCGAAUUGUUUGAACGCGUCGUGGCCGAUGAUUUCACCCUGACCGAAAGGGAUUGCAUCCUGUUCAUGAGGCAAAUAUGCGAGGGAGUUGGUUACAUGCAUUCGAAGAGCAUCGUCCACCUGGACCUCAAGCCGGAAAACAUCCUUUGUCAAAGUCCCAAUUCACAUCGAAUCAAACUGAUCGAUUUCGGACUGGCCCGUCAAUUGGAUCCCGAUCAGCCGGUGCGUGUCCUCUUCGGCACGCCCGAAUUCAUCGCCCCGGAAAUAGUCAGUUACGAACCGAUCGGAUGCGCCACGGACAUGUGGUCGUUGGGAGUCGUCUGCUACGUCCUGUUAUCGGGACUGUCUCCGUUCAUGGGCGAUAAUGACGCCGAUACUUUUGCCAACAUCACGUCCAGCGAUUACGACUUUGACGACGACGCCUUCGCCGCCAUUUCGUGCGACGCCAAGGAUUUCAUUUCGUCGUUGCUCGUCAAACGGCCAGAACUACGGCUGUCGGCCGAGGCUUGCCUUCAACACCAGUGGCUGGCCCAGGCGAAACACGCCAUGAAUUCCAUCAAACUGCCCACUGACCGGCUCAAGAAAUUCAUCAUCCGUCGCAAGUGGCAGAAAACUGGAACUGCCAUCCGAGCUUUGGGUCGUAUGGCCAGCUUGUCGUCCGCUUCGCGACGCAAUUCGUCGUCAUCGUCGACUGGCCGGCGUACGUCUCGAAUGGACUCGCUGUGCGAGGAAGAACAAGGCUCGGUAUUUAGCAGCGGUUCCAGUUCUAGAUUUGCCACCAGUUCGCUGACGGCGCCCACCAACGGCGCCGACCCCGUAACCCGCAUCCGUAGCCCCAGUUUACCUGUCGUCACUCACCCUUGUCAAUCGCCUGGCUCCAGUCCCGGCAUCGCUCGCAGCCGCAGUCCCAGUCUUCCCGCAACCGGCCCGGCCAUUGAACUGCCGGACAGAAGCCCCCGGCUACGAUUAGCGUCAAUAACUCGCCACGUCGAGUCUAUUACGCCGAUCGGAGCGAUAGUGGCAUCAGCGAUUGUUCCAAUCACUCGUCCACCCUUCUGUCCGGCUCGCACAUGCCCACCCUCAUUCAGGAGGAGGAGGAUGACGAGCAUUGUGGCAGCGAGAGCGCAUUAACCAACGGCUGUUCUUCUUCCGAUCGAUUCACAGGAGGAACCUUCCUGGCGCAGAAGAGUGCCGGCCAUAGCGGCCAACACGCUCUUCAGGGUAAGGGCGUAGUCAGCAGUCGCCAUUCGGUCGAUUCGGCUAUUGAUGCAGAAUAAAAGCAAAGUGCGACAAAUCGUUAAUGAAUUGAUCAAUACGAAAGGAAGAAAUGGCCGAGUGAAAGCCAAAUUUUCGCCAUAAAGACAAACAACAACAAAAAAAGGUGAAAACUACAACAACAACAAAUUAACACGAAAACAAAAGAAAAGAAAAACAAAACAAAACACAAAUAAUAAUAAUAAAAUUAAUAAUAAAAAUAAUAAAAUGCAUCGUCUCGGUGGAAUUGCUUCGUUUCUUGCUGUAGAUUUGACCGUAUGUAGAAGCAGCAGCAGCCAUAUGUACAAUGUGUCAUAGGUGUGUUAUUCUCUCCUAUGUUUUGAUUAGCUUCGUCAGAUUACCUUUUCACUCCCACAUGGUUUCGUUUAUCUUGUCUUGUUUCUGCUAGAUAUUUCAAUUGGCCCCUCUUUCCUGUGCCACCAUGCACCGCUUUCAAAAAUUUACAUCUGAAUUAUUAUUAUUUAUUAUUAUUUUUGUUUCUUUCUCACGCGAGUUAUUGAUUCUCUACCCAUCUAUACGUCUCUGUCUCUCUCUCUCUCUUUAUACCUGUCUAUAUACUGUGAUUGAUCCGUGAGUUGUCUUACUGCAUAAGGAAGGCCAUACUCGUUCGUUUUCAAUCGAAUGCACACAAAACACUUGCACGUCAACAAUCUCUCUCUCUUUUUUUUUUUUUUUUCUCUCAAUUCUCCCAUUUUCCCCUCCGGUAAAAUAAGAAAAACAAAAAAAAGAAAUCUUUAAUACAUUAUACUCUUUAAAUUAAGAAUGCUCUGUUAUGGAUAUGAUUGAAAAAACAUUUGUAUGAUGGAAAAGCACGUCUAUUAUAAUACAAAUAUGAUUAUCGUG